Messenger RNA from Vanderwaltozyma polyspora DSM 70294, 1275 nucleotides. It is a transcript of the gene YRB30, whose product is annotated as Yrb30p. The record is from RefSeq and is a predicted model, not a curated record. Gene Ontology annotation, molecular function: GTPase regulator activity. Gene Ontology annotation, cellular component: cytoplasm; nucleus. The transcript has a single exon. The coding region runs from base 1 to 1275 and encodes 424 amino acids. NCBI's taxonomy places the organism in Eukaryota, Fungi, Ascomycota, Saccharomycetes, Saccharomycetales, Saccharomycetaceae.
AUGAAUGUUGAUGAUGUCCUGGCUAGAGCUGGUUCUCAAGCAGUUUCAUUUGCUAUAAAAUCUGGUGUUUCAUUGGUAUCAUCGUACGCUUUAAAGACCUUGACUAAUUUAGUGAUAAAUUUACCAAAAGAUGAUAAAGAAGAUGAUGAAGAUUUGAAAAGACUUGAAAAUUUGAAGAAAAAAUUGGAGACAAGAGUUGCAAUUGUUUCAUCCACAAUAGAAUUGAUAAAAUUAGUUGCUGCAAGAGGAAAUACAAACUUAGAAAAUGUAAUAACUUUAACAAGUGAAUUGAAAAGGGAAAUUGAUAAUAUGGACGAAAGAUUGAGAUUAUUAGCUGAUCAAGCUGAAAAUUCAAAGAAACAAGAUUUAAAUAGUGGUAAAAAAGUUAUUGCAAAAAUUGAAUCUUACAUUAAAGAUGUUUUGAAUAGAAUCGACGAAGUGACUCCAUUUUUAAACCUAUCCCUAACUACAUCGGGUGCAAAUUUAAGUACCUCUUUACCUAAACAAAUCUCACCAAACUUAUUAUUACAAUCAUCAAAUUACAUCAAUACAAAUAAUUCAUUAUUUAAGGGUACAAAGAAAUCAAUAGAUAAACUUCAAGUAGGUCCUACUUUUCAAGUGACACUAUUUAGUGUGUUCUAUAAAAUGGGUGGAAAUCAAAAUAUAUUCUGGAAGGAAGAUAUGAGAAGAGCUGAUGUUAAACUAUUUAGAAUAAAAGAUGAAAAACUUGAAUACAACUAUAUAAUAAGAAUUGAACAAAAUUUUGAGGAUACGAGAUACCAUGACGAUGAUGAGAAAAGACACAUAAUAGAACUAAAGAUACCACAGAUUGUUAAACUGUUUUUUAGCGUCUCUGGUAAAUUACUUAACCUUGAAGAAAUGGACACUCCUGUAUUAGUUUUAAAGAUCGAUAAGAAUAUUGAAACAACUGGCAAUAUCAGUUCUACUGAAGAUAUUGUAUGGUAUGCACUAGGAGGAUAUGAAGAAAUCGAGACUAGCUCUGAGAAUGAAGAAUCUGACACUGAGGAGGAAUCUUUCAAGAGUGUUGAUGAAGAUAAUACAGAGGUCGAAAAUGUUUCUUUAUCAAUCAAACUAUUGGAGUUUAUAAUAAGGCUAGCAUCUUUGCAACUUAACGAUCAAAAAGAUAUCUUGGGAAUUAAAGAUGAAAGACUGUCUUUAUACUUAAAUGAUGAGAACCCAAACUCUAUAAGAGAUGUGAACGUUAAUAAGGUUGCCGAAAAAUUGCAUAAAAUAAAAUUACAAGACGACAAAUAA